Molecule: messenger RNA, 1357 nt
Organism: Perognathus longimembris pacificus (Pacific pocket mouse)
Lineage: Eukaryota; Metazoa; Chordata; Mammalia; Rodentia; Heteromyidae
Gene: Mrto4
Product: MRT4 homolog, ribosome maturation factor
Exons: 8
Coding region: 88-807 (239 amino acids)
Biological process (GO): rRNA processing; ribosomal large subunit assembly; ribosomal large subunit biogenesis
Cellular component (GO): preribosome, large subunit precursor; nucleolus
Molecular function (GO): RNA binding
Source: RefSeq, a predicted model, not a curated record
CCAGCAGCCCCCGCGCCGCCGGGGUCCUGACCGGCCGCGCCGCCUCCCGCCGCCCCCGCCGCCGCCGCCGCACGUGUCUCCAGCGCGAUGCCCAAGUCCAAGCGCGACAAGAAAGUUUCCUUAACCAAAACUACCAAGAAAGGCUUGGAACUGAAACAGAACCUGAUAGAAGAGCUUCGGAAAUGUGUGGACACAUACAAGUACCUCUUCAUCUUCUCCGUGGCCAACAUGAGAAACAGUAAGCUGAAGGACAUCCGGAACGCCUGGAAGCACAGCCGGAUGUUCUUUGGCAAAAACAAGGUGAUGAUGGUAGCCUUGGGGCGAAGUCCAUCUGACGAAUACAAAGACAACCUGCACCAGGUCAGCAAGAAGUUGAGGGGUGAAGUUGGUCUUCUUUUCACCAACCGCACAAAGGAUGAAGUGAAUGAGUGGUUUACAAAAUACACGCAGAUGGACUUUGCCCGAGCCGGUAACAAAGCAGCUUUUACUGUGAGCCUGGACCCAGGUCCCCUGGAGCAGUUCCCCCACUCCAUGGAGCCCCAGCUGAGGCAGCUGGGCCUGCCCACGGCCCUCAAGAAAGGUGUGGUGACCUUGCUGUCUGACUAUGAGGUGUGCAAGGAGGGCGAUGUGCUGACCCCGGAGCAGGCCCGGGUUCUGAAACUCUUUGGGUACGAGAUGGCAGAGUUCAAAGUGACCAUCAAAUACAUGUGGGACUCACAGUCGGGAAGAUUCCAGCCAAUGGAAGAUGACCUGCCUGAGAGCGCACCUGAGUCCGAGGAGGAGUCGGAGGACGAUGAGGAUGACUAAGGCCUUUCAGCGCCAUCGGCGCCCCACAAGACCCAGCAGGACUCCGCUGCCCCUCUGGAGAUAGCCCCUAUUUAUUUUGCUAUAGACAAAGACAGAGGAGGCUGACUGUUUCCAAAGAAUGAAAUUGAGUUCACAGAUAACUCCUGUAGACAGCAAGAGACUUUUCUAAAAAGCCUUUGGCUUUGUGCCCUGCUUGGACACUAGGGUUUCCCGUUUACCUAGUGAGCGAGUGUAGUCCUGACCCCUGGGGGACCACUACGGCAGGUGGUGGCAUUGCAGCUCCAAGGGUGGCCAAGAGCAGCCCCACAGAGGGGCUCCCUCCUCUCCAGGAGAGCACCUCUGAUGCCUUGCACUUCAUACAAUCCAUUUCUGAGAAAUUAGGUGCCUUGGAGAUCUUGACACGUCCAAACCCAGAGCUGACUGGUUGAUAUCAAGAAGUCAGGGGCCUUUAGAAACUUGAGAAAGGCCAAGCACCCAUGGCUCAUUCCUGUAAUCCUAGCUACCCAGGAGGCUGAGAUCUGAGGAGCACAGUUCAAAGCCAAGUGGACAA